This is a messenger RNA of Strongylocentrotus purpuratus (purple sea urchin), 3393 nucleotides long. RefSeq lists its product as uncharacterized. Bases 282 to 2558 code for a protein of 758 amino acids. Lineage: Eukaryota; Metazoa; Echinodermata; Echinoidea; Camarodonta; Strongylocentrotidae. The transcript is spliced from 18 exons. The record is from RefSeq and is a predicted model, not a curated record.
CCUACCGUCAAUCACACAACUGAUCUCCGACAGGGAAUUCGCAGUGAUAUCAAGCUCCCCAUUCAAGGACUCCCGCACACGUUGAACUCGAACCUGUCAUUGAGAAGAAGUCGAGAUUCAGGUUGUUGCUCGCUCGGAUUUCAGUAUCAUCCAUUUGUCUCCUCGCUUUCAGUCAUCAUCUCGGAGAGAAUAUAGAGACACACAGUCUGACGUCUGAUUUUGCAUCAACUCAUUUUUCGGAUAUUAUCCUUCGCUUGAUCGUGGUGAUCAGAAUCAGCAAGAUGCUGCCUGAGCAUACCCAUCAUCAGCAGGCUGCUACUGGAGCAGAGAUGCUGCUGGCCGACGAUCGACAAACUCUCCUGCAACAUAUCAGUGAUAAUGUUAUUGGUGGAGAUUCAACGUUUACAGGACCUUUUGGAGAAAAACAAGUUGUCUACUGCGACUAUACUGCAUCAGGAAAACCACUGAGAUUUAUUGAGAAUUUUCUAGCUGAUAACGUCUAUCCAUUCUACGCCAAUACCCACACCACCACUACCAUCACAUCUAAACAGACAACAAGAUUCAGGCACGAAUCGAGAGAAAUCAUCAAACAAUGCACAAAUUGUGGAGAAGAGGACGCUCUUAUAUUCACAGGCAGUGGGUCGACAGGAGCAAUUCAUAAACUCAUCAAUGUUAUGGAAAUGCAAGGAGAACGAGCAAGAAAUACAGUAGUACUGGUUGGGCCAUUUGAACACCAUUCCAAUAUCCUGCCCUGGAAAGAAAUAGGAGCACAGGUCGUGAGAGUUCAGCAGACGAUAGAAGGACUUGUUGAUCUGGAUGACAUUGAGUCUAAAUUAAAAAUAUUUACACAGACACACCAACAUGUGUUAGGAUGUUUCUCAGCAGCGUCUAAUGUUACAGGCAUCAUCACAGAUACCAAUGCUGUCUCUGCCUUACUCCACCGGUACAACGCCCUCUCCUUCUGGGACUACGCCACGGCAGCACCUUAUCUGGAUAUCGACAUGAAUCCGGUCGGUUAUGAGAAAGAAGUGGAUUGUUCCAAAGAUGCCGUGUUCGUUUCCACGCACAAGUUUGUCGGUGGAGUCGGCACACCAGGUAUUCUGAUCGCAAAGAAGAAGCUGUUCGUUAACAAUGUACCUCAUGCUCUAGGUGGAGGAACUGUCCAUUACGUGUCAAGGAAGAUGCAUCACUAUCUGAAAGACAUAGAGGCAAGAGAAGAGGGUGGUACACCAGCCAUCAUUGAAUCGAUUCGGGCUGGUCUCGCCUUCCAAGUCAAACAGGCCGUCGGACCUGACUUUAUCGAAGAGCGAGAGGAAGAGUUGGCACGACGAGCUUUUACAAGAUGGCAGCACAAUGAGAAUCUGAUUGUCCUUGGCAGCCGGGAGGUGGCGCGCUUGCCAAUCUUCUCCUUUCUGAUCCGUCAUCCACAGACGGGCAAGCUUCUCCAUCAUAACUUCAUCGCCGUGCUCCUCAACGAUCUCUUCGGCAUCCAGGCGAGGGGAGGGUGUGCCUGUGCGGGACCCUAUGCACAUGACUUGCUAGGAAUCACAGAGGAAAACGCCUUGAAGUUUUUUGAGCUGAUUCGUGAAGAUAGGAAGAACAAAUGUAACGAAGAGCCUCUGGAAAGUGUCAGACCUGGAUUUGUGAGAAUAAACUUGCCUUACUUCGCUCCUGAUGACGUCAUCGAUUACGUGUUGACAGCUGUCGACCUCGUAGCUACACAUGGAUGGAAAAUGCUUCCCCAGUAUCACCUUGAUGUACAGACCGGUUCCUGGACUCAUCGUCAAUGGAAAGACACAGAAAGUGGUCCAGGUUACCAGAGCCUCUUCCACAUCAACUAUCAACAAGGAUCCUUCAAUUUUCAAGGCGCCAAAGAGACCUCUCCUGUCUGUCAUCAGAAGAUGUCGUUCAUGGCCUAUCUUGAGCUAGCCAUGGAAGAGUUCGAUAAAGCAGAGAGCGGUCACAUGGCAUGUGAAUCCUUAAACGAUGAAGAGGUCAUCCUAGCUGAUUACCAGCAGUUCUUAUGGUUCCUUCAACCCUGUGAGGCUGCCAGUUCUCUUAUGGCUCUCUCCUGGAGUGAUCAUGAAGCCAUGGUUGAAGAUCAAGACCGAAACCUCGACGUACCAUCAGAAGACGUCCUUGUAGGCAGUAUCGACGCCCUCUACUGGCAAGAGGAUGGUUCCAACGUCCAUUCUUAUCCUGACGAAGUAGCCACGGUACCCACCGAUAUGAAGCCUUUGAGAUCACCACCACCCAUUGCGCCAGUGACUUACGGAUGGGUUCCUUCUUCGCCUUACUAUGAUGACACUGCCGUUGUACCUGACAGGGAUUCCAUGAUGACAUUCUCUUUCCAGGACAACUACAAUCUCUAUGGUAGCGACGUCACGUCUCAUGGUGGUACCUACGGCAACUGGGUGGAACCUCACAAAGCUGAUGAUAUCGGUUACGUGAAGGGGAUUGACGACCACGGGGUGACCACUGGUGCUACUAAAGGCUACGACUAUCGACGGGUCCAUAGUCACGAGAGUGGGUACAGCACUGAUGAUGAAGUUUAUUGAGCAAUGCGGUGGUUUGGAGGUUCUACCUUUUCUGGUACAUGUAUUUGUGGCAUGUAUCCAUAUACAAGGUCAGACCUCAGCCCUUUUUUGCAGAUUUACUUCUCUUUUGCACUAGCUUUUGUUGCUAAUUUGCUUUGCAGAAUUGCUUUUUAAGCGCCUGACGAAAAGAAGCACAUUGAAGUUAUAUCAACCGAUACUUUUGCUUGCGAAUUAUUGGUUAUGACGUCCUUUGAGGACCGUGCUUGUGAAACCAUCGCAUUUUGUUACAUAUUACUGUUGUGUACAGUUUUUAUUUACAGUUGCGUUGUGUUAUUAUUUGCUUUGAUGUAGAGGGAAAGUAGAACAAAGUGCUUGCUUAUAGUGUCUUUUAAAAUGUACACCGUCACACUUUGUGCCUCUGAGGUUCUCGAGUCCAAAUGCGCAGUGACAAAGUGGCAUUUCUUCCCCAACGAUUUGUAAAUGAAUGUUACAUUUCAUAACGACGACGCAAGAGCGUCUUGUUACUGAUAAUUAUUUCCUUUCAACCCCUCUCUCGUGGCUAAUACCGAUACCAAGGCCCCAAUAAGCACAGUAGAAGAGAGAAGGGAUCAUAUAAAUACCCUACCAGGGCUUAAAGGUUUCCAUGGUUACUGUUCUGUUGUAAAUACUGGACAUGUAUAUUCGGGAGUUAUUCUACGGUGUUCUUAAGGGGAAAUACUAAACCAAAACAUGUGUUUUAAAAGCACUUUGUCAAACCUAAAUGUUAUUUAGAUAUAUUCAAUAUAAAUUUCUGUACCAAAUAUAAAUAAGUUUGUCAUUUACAAUUUGUGAUAGUCACUUUUUUUUGGCGGGGGGG